UUUACUUCAUUCUGUUCGAUUAAACAUGAACGGGCCAAAACGGACAUGGCAGCAGGUCAAAAUCAAAUACAAGAACAUUCUGCAGAAUGCAGUGAAAAAGAAUACCCACAGACAAGGCACGGGUGGUGGGUCACCAAAGGCUGACCUUACCCCAGCAGAGGACAUGGCCUUGGAGCUAAAUAAAGGCAGGCCCGUCUUAGAGGGGAUCCCUGGGGGAAAGAGACGAGCAUAGGUUCCUCCCAAGAUGCCACCCGCUUCAUUCAAGUGCCUGGCAGCACUGUGUUCCUGUUAGAGCCACCAGCACAAGCACCAGACGAUGCUGAUCCAGGUGAAGGCCCCAGUGCAGCAGCAACAGCACAUGAUGGAGACGAUGAUGAGGAGGAGACCAUCUCUCUGGAUUCCAGAAGGCAUGAGGUAUCAUGUUAAGACUGUGAAAGUACUAUUUACUCUACAAUGGUGAGGAGUCCUCAUCAAAAUAAAAAAAUCUAAUUUCUUUUACAGGACCCAGAUGCUAUACAGUGGGAAAACCAGCCUGGCAACAUAGUGCGUAUUAAUAAAAGGACACCACAUCCUGCCAAAUUCCAGCUGCGCUAAUUGUAUUGUGUUCACAGAGCUCACAAGCUAUCAGAAAGUUGUAUGGCAACCACCUCCGGCGCCAAAUAGAACUGGCAGACAUAGACAUUCAGUACAAGAAGAAAAAGAUGGAAAAUCUUGCACUGGAGUCCAAAAUAAAAAAGAGGACAAUUAGGAAACUGGACCUUGAAAUAAAAAAACUUGAGAGGGAGCUCCAAGAAGAUGACACAGCUCAAAAUAAAAAUUAGCAAUCAGUACAACCAAGUCAUCGUUAUAAGGCAUCGCCCUCUUUUGCCCACCCCCAGCACCAGGUGUGGCCACUAGCCUAUAUGAAGGCCCAAAAUUGUGUGUUCCUUUCUGCUCUGACAAUGGCAUGCCCAUUCGUGCGAGAUGUGGUGGAUGAAGAAGCACUUGUGCUGAGGAGAGCCUUCAGGCGAGAAAGGGUCUUCAGGGACCGGUUGGACCCACUGGCCUUCCCUGAUGACCAUCUAUAUGAAAGAUACAGGUUUUCUGCAGAUGGCAUCAGGUAUCUAUGCAGACUACUGGGUCCCAGGAUUAAGCACCGCACUGCACGGAGCCAUGCACUGAGUGUGGAGCAAAUGGUUUGUGUGGCCUUGCGCUUUUUGCUAGUGGAGCCUUCCUGUACUCAGUGGGGGAUGCAGAACAGCUGAACAAGGCCACAAUUUGCCGCACAAUAAGGAGUGUGUGUCUGGCUAUCAAAGCAUUAGCAGAUGUCUUCAUCUCCUUCCCUGGCCACAGAAGACUCUGUGACAUCAAAGAGGAGUUCUAUAGGAUUGCAGAUGGUCUGCAAUGCUGACUGUGUGAUCAGCAAUGUUGUGGCAAAAUGGCCUGGCUCAGUCCAUGACUCCAGAAUCUUUCGGGCCUCUGAAAUCUAUCAGUGCCUAUCACAAGGUGAAUUCUCUGGUGUGUUGCUGGGAGACAGGGGGUAUGCUUUUCUCCUGACACCUUUCACAGACCCCCAGGAAGCACAGCAGGCCUACAACCAUGCCCAUGCCAGGACCAGGGCCAGAGUUGAAAUGACCUUUGGCCUCCUGAAGGCACGCUUUCACUGCCUUCACAAAUUAAGGGUCAGCCCUGUUAGGGCAUGUGAUAUUACUGUGGCUUGUGCUGUCCUCCACAAUGUGGCCUGCCUGAGGAAGGAGAGGGCCCCCAGAGUGCCACCAGCCAUGGACUGGGACAAUCCGGCAAUCUUCCCUGAUGACGACAGUGGUCGGCUGCUGAGGGACCAAUAUGUGUUGAAUUAUUUUAGUUAGUAUGUGUGCUUUCAAUUUUGGUUAAAUAUGUCCUGCGGUGGCAGAGGAAUUUGGGUUU
Molecule: messenger RNA, 1905 nt
Organism: Oncorhynchus nerka (sockeye salmon)
Lineage: Eukaryota; Metazoa; Chordata; Actinopteri; Salmoniformes; Salmonidae
Product: putative nuclease HARBI1
Exons: 9
Coding region: 1305-1847 (180 amino acids)
Source: RefSeq, a predicted model, not a curated record